AUGCCACACUGUUCCCUCUGUGACUUUGUAUCUGUGUGUCUGUCUCAGUUCUGGAUGUCUGCUCUGGCCACCACCAUCCCUGUGCCCUGUGGAGCCUUCAUGCCCGUCUUCGUCAUUGGUAAGAGAAGUGUGUGUGUGUGUUUCAGCAAUAAUGUUAACCCUGCAGAUAUGAUAUGCUAUGCUAUUCAGUCUUGUGAGUGUCUGUGUACCAGUUUGUUACUCUCUCAUUAACUGUGUGUGCAUGUGCGCGUGUGUGCGUGCAUUUGUGUUCUAGGGGCAGCAUUUGGCCGUCUGGUCGGGGAGAGCAUGGCCGCCUGGUUCCCUGAUGGCAUCCACUCUGAUGGCACCAUCUACCCCAUAGUGCCAGGAGGGUACGCCGUUGUGGGUGAGUUACUGUAGAAACACACACACACACACACACACACACACACACACACAAAGACAAAGUUUGGUACAUCUAGACACCAUUAUUGUAACAAUUAGGAAGUAGAAAGCCAGAUACAAUAAGACACUGCUAGACACUAUAGUAAUAUAAAGACAUUUAUGUCAAAGAUAAAAACUAAAUGAUGCGCUUUAGAUGUCCCCUUUGGCAAGAUGUCUCUUAAUGUUGUUGCUAUGAGUGAUAUUGCUGUUAGCGUUGUUGUUGACGGUUGUGCUGAUCAUGCUAUUGUUCAGUGUUGGGGUUGAUGUCAACUGUGUUUGUGUCUAAUGGGUGCUGAUGUUGUUGACUCACUUCUAACUCAGCUUUCUGUCUCUCUGAUGAUCCCUCUUUCAUCUCAGCAUGGCUAGAUUUGUCCUCUCCUUCUCGUUCUCUCUCAAAUCAAAUGAAAUGUCUCUCUUUCUCUCUCUCUCGCUCUUUUUCCUCCCUCCAUCCUUAUGAAGUUAGGAAUAAUCAACCUUCCUUCCCUCCCUCCUCUCUAUCACUCUCUCCACUCCUCCUUUCUCUCAUCUCUUUUUCUUUCUUCAAUAAUGGUUACAAAAUAUUGAAGAAGUUUAACCUCUUCAUCACUAGGCACCUGGCUAAAGUGCCUGCCUCGAAAAUACAUGCCCAAAUUGAAUAGAGUAUAUCUCCUCCAAAACGACAAGGGCUAUAAACAUAGCAAAAGAAAGGUAACACAUGUGAGAUGUAUCUUGAAGUGAAAUAAUUAAUGUGGGUAUUACUGUGUCAGACUACAUGAAGCUAGAACACAGCAUCAAUUGGGAGGUUUUGAUUCCACCUGAAAAGUAACUUCAGGUUUUAUAGGGAAUGCUUUAUUGGACUUAUGCAGCUGCAGCCCCUAAACACUAUGGGACCAUAGCCCAAUAUCUGAUGAGUACUUAUGUGAAGUUUGAUGCCAGUAAAGUAAACCAAAGUUGUAGGGGUUUUAGUUGAAGUAUGUUUAGGCGGAUUACCAAAUGAAGACAUUUGGGUAGAUUUGGGCACCAUCAGUGCCAUUUGACUUUUAUCAGGUACCAGAAAGCAAAAGUCAUUUAAUUUCACUAACAUUGUACAUUCCAUCAAAAUACAACUGUUUUGAUGUUGUUUCCAAUGUUCUCCCAGACCUCUAUACGUGUUGACUAAAGUGAUAAAUCAGUGACAAGAAAUAAUACACAUACAGUGAGGGGAAGAAAGUAUUUGAUCCCCUGCUGAUUUUGUACGUUUGCCCACUGACAAAGAAAUUAUCAGUCUAUAAUUUUAAUGGUAGGGUUAUUUGAACAGUGAGAGACAGAAUAACAACAAAAAAAUCCAGAAAAAUGCAUGUCAAAAAUCUUAUAAAUUGAUUUGCAUUUUAAUUAGGGAAAUAAGUAGUUGACCCCCUCUCAAUCGAAAGAUUUCUGGCUCCCAGGUGUCUUUUAUACAGGUAACGAGCUGAGAUUAGGAGCACACUCUUAAAGGGAGUGCUCCUAAUCUCAGCUUGUUACCUAUAUAAAAGACACCUGUCCACAGAAGCAAUCAAUCAAUCAGAUUCCAAACUCUCCACCAUGGCUAAGACCAAAGAGCUCUCCAAGGAUGUCAGGGACAAGAUUGUAGACCUACACAAGGCUGGAAUGGGCUACAAGACCAUCACCAAGCAGCUUGGUGAGAAGGUGACAACAGUUGGUGCGAUUAUUCACAAAUGGAAGAAACACAAAAGACUGUCAAUCUCCCUCGGCCUGGGGCUCCAUGCAUGAUCUCACCUCGUGGAGUUGCAAUGAUCAUGAGAACGGUGAGGAAUCAGCCCAGAACUACACGGGAGGAUCUUGUCAAUGAUCUCAAGGCAGCUGGGACCAUAGUCACCAAGAAAACAAUUGGUAACACACUACGCCGUGAAGGACUGAAAUCCUGCAGCGCCCGCAAGGUCCCCCUGCUCAAGAAAGCACAUAUACAGGGCCGUCUGAAGUUUGCCAAUGAACAUCUGAAUGAUUCAGAGGAGAACUGGGUGAAAGUGUUGUGGUCAGAUGAGACCAAAAUCGAGCUCUUUGGUCUCAACUCAACUCACCGUGUUUGGAGGAGGAGGAAUGCUGCCUAUGACCCCAAGAACACCAUCCCCACCGUCAAACAAGGAGGUGGAAACAUUAUGCUUUGGGGGUGUUUUUCUGCUAAGGGGACAGGACAACUUCACCGCAUCAAAGGGACGAUGGACAGGGCCAUGUACCGUCAAAUCUUGGGUGAGAACCUCCUUCCCUCAGCCAGGGCAUUGAAAAUGGGUCGUGGAUGGGUAUUCCAGCAUGACAAUGACCCAAAACACACAGCCAAGGCAACAAAGGAGGGGCUCAAGAAGAAGCACAUUAAGGUCCUGGAGUGGCCUAGCCAGUCUCCAGACCUUAAUCUCAUAGAAAAUCUGUGGAGGGAGCUGAAGGUUCGAGUUGCCAAACGUCAGCCUUGAAACCUUAAUGACUUGGAGAAGAUCUGCAAAGAGGAGCGGGACAAAAUCCCUCCUGAGAUGUGUGCAAACCUGGUGGCGAACUACAAGAAACGUCUGACCUCUGUGAUUGCCAACAAGGGUUUUGCCACCAAGUACUAAGUCAUGUUUUGCAGAGGGGUCAAAUACUUAUUUCCCUCAUUAAAAUGCAAAUCAAUUCAUAAAAAUUUUGACAUGCGUUUUUCUGGAUUUUGUUGUUGUUAUUCUGUCUCUCACUGUUCAAAUAAACCUACCAUUAAAAUUAUAGACUGAUCAUUUCUUUGUCAGUGGGCAAACGUACAAAAUCAGCAGGGGAUCAAAUACUUUUUUCCUUCACUGUAGCAUUCUAUUGUAAGUAAACUUCCGUGUGGGCCUCAAUUUAGCCAAUAAAAGUGUUAUCAUACAAUAAACACAGACUCGAUUGUGAUCCUUGCAGGACUAGCUAGCUAGCUACGCUAAGCUAGCUAGCGAGCUAAGCUAGCGCUAACUUACGUUGAGCUUCAGUUACUCAAAUAGAUAUUUUAGAAUGUAUGUUUUGUACUCAUACAAUAAAUUAGUAAUAAUAGUAUUAGAAGUAAUAAAUAACAAUGGGAUUACGUACUCUUCUGAUGCUUGAGUAGGGCCCUGGACACGAUAACCUUCGUUCUCGUCGUUGGGGUCUGGUUCGUCCGGUCUAAGCAGGUCCUCAUCGUCCGAUUCAGAGUCAAUGGGGAUACAUGGAGUCCAACGUUCAUCUGUUACAAUUGCUAAUGCCUCUGUAACUGUAUAUUUCUUACUAGAGCCUGCCAUAUUUUUAUAAACUUUGCGUUUUCCCUCCGAAAUUCAAGUGCUGUUGUGCGCUCUGCGUAACCGUGCGUAAUACAGCAAGUCAACUAAUGUGAUACAAUGAGGUGCUCACAUGGAUAUUUCAACAACCGGUUGGUCGAUUUUGACAUGUGACCCCUCUAUCGAAAGUUCUGGAUCAGUAGAAUUAGAUUAGCACAAUUCCAAGUCACUGGGAUUGCUUUAUAUAUCCAGAAGAUGGAGACAAAACAGUGCCUGCUGUGAUUGAAACAAACUACUGACUUCAUCUUCAAAUACAUUCUUGGCCAUGUAAAACGAUGUAAACUCUUUGAAAUCGACUCGGAAUGAGAGAGAGACACUACUUUUGGUAACAAAAACAACAAAGGUAAGACGCAGUUUGUUGUUGUGAUAAAAAUAAUUAAAGUUUGUUAUUGACGUUCUUUGAUUAAUAGUUUAGUGAGUGUUGGUCAUAGAGGAACACGCCUAUAAGUUAUCUGUCUACGAAUAUACGGGCAUGCACGGUUUCAAAAUAGAGUACUGGUUUUGCUAUAUGCUUAUAUAUUUGCUUGGAGUCUGAAUAUUAUUUCAUUUGGGCAACAACAGUUUAGCUAGAUUCACAGUUGAGGCGCUUCUCGUUCCAGUAGUGUAUAACAUUCAGGUAUUCACACGUUUAAAAACCGUACUACGUCAUUGUUUGAGAUUGCGAGAGGAGUACCCCGGAUAUGGGGAACCUCGGGAUGAAGAGGUUAAAAGAUGUAACUUUUUUUAUCUUUGACUUUGUGAGGUACAGUCAUCUCACCCAUCCCCCAUCCCUCUCCCCUCUCCUCCCUCCCUCCCCCAUCGCCCCUCCUCACUUUGUUGUCACAGUAUUAUUGAUGAAGGCUCAGUAUAGAGUUGAGGUGAUGAGAAGUAUGAUUGCACUGAUAUUGCUAUUACUACAUUAGUAAUGUUAAUGGGUAGUAAUCAUCUGUACCUAUUCCCUGUACUCCUACUCUCUUCCUCUCUCCUCUUCUCCUCUCAUCCUUUCUUCCUCUCUCCUCCCUUCUCUCCUCUUCCCUCCCUUCCUCUCCUCAUCUCCCCCUGUCUUCCUCACCCCUCUCCUCCUAGGUGCGGCGGCCCUGUCUGGAGCGGUGACCCACACAGUGUCGACGGCGGUCAUUGUGUUUGAGCUGACGGGUCAGAUCAGCCACAUCCUGCCGGUGAUGAUAGCGGUGAUACUGGCCAACGCCGUUGCCCAGUCCCUCCAGCCCUCGCUAUAUGACUCCAUCAUCAGGAUCAAGAAACUACCCUACCUCCCAGAGCUGGGCUGGGGACACCACGAGUACGUAGGACUACACUUCUAUCUAUCUAUCUAUCUAUCUAUUCCCGUCUUUCUCCCCACUUAAUUUGUACUUCUAUUUAUCCCGCUUUCUGUCUUUUUCUCAUUCUCUUUAAAUCUCUCUUGGUUCCUCUUGCUGGGUUGGGGACUAGUGAGCAGAGCAUAUGAGCGGAGUGGAGCGGGAGCGAGCGUGGAGCGUGAGCGGACGGAUUUUGAACAGAGCGCAGAGCGGCAUUUUUAAAAGGACGGAGCGUCGCCCUAUGUCCCGCUCCAAUUUCGCUCGCUCACACCAAGAGUCUGAAGCAUGCUCAAGCCUGACCCAGAAUCCAUCUGUUUAAUUUAAUUUGUGUCGUCCAAGAAUUUGUAUUUUAUAGAGCGAGGAGCAGCAGCAGCAACAAGAGAAAAGCGUCGAGGAAUUCAAAAGUUUAUUCACUGCAGGCAAAGGCCCAACCAUAACAAGGGAGAGAAAAAGAGAGCUGGAUGUAGCAUUUUUUAAAAUGAUUUUCAUGGACUAUGAACCGCUGAGUAAAGGAGAACGCGAAGGGAUGCAACACUUCGCCAGCGCAGCUCAACCGGGCUACACCCCCCCCCUCCCCCAAGAAACUAUGAUAAAUCAGUACUUUACUUUGUCAAAUUUACAUCUGAGAUGCCCCAUUCACAUGCUUCAGCUGGCGAUCAAAAACGCCGUUAACGAGCACGACAACAUUAAUAGGCUGUUAGUGAAAGUCGGGCACCUGGUGAAAAGUGUACGCAAGAGCACAGAGGAAACCGACCAAUUAGGUGUCCGCCCCACAAAUGCCUGCGCCAUUCGAUGGAGCAGCCAGCUGCGGAUGAUUCAGUCGUUCAUCCGGUUGUUCCAAAAAGACCCGUUAUGGCAAAACAAACUCAAGUCUAAUGUUGCUAACAUCACCCUGAAUCAAGUACCGCAGCUGACGCACCUUGUCCGUGUGCUGACACCACUAGCAGACCUCACAGACAAAAUGCAGAAGGAGCUGGGGAACCUGGGGAUGAUCCUCCAUGCUGUCACAGAAAUCAAAUCCCUGCUCACCGAUUACACUCACGCUGCACUUCCAAUGGGCAUCGCUGCUUUUGCAGAAACAUUGGCAAACAACGUGUCAAUUCGCUAUGGAAUAUACUAUACUGAUUAACAUCUCAUUUUAGCGUCAGUGUUAGAUCCCCGUUUCAAGACAGAAUGGAUAAUCCGAGAUGAGUCUGUAUGCAACAAAUUCGGGGAGAUAAAGUAAGGCUGUGGUUUAAGCUAAAAGUGAAAUACAUGCAGAUUUCGUUCCUUUUUUGGAGUGAGCGGGGGGGCGAUUUGAGUGGAGCGCGAUGCAAACUGCGUUGAGCGCUGAGCGAUAAUGAGCGGACUGGCCUGAUGUGGCUUUGAGCGGGGGGAGCGGAGGGGUGAACAACUCCGUGAGCGAGGAGCUGAGAUUCUCACCGCUCCACUCCGCUCAUAUGCUCUGCUAGUGAGGGGACGAUUGAGGGGACUAGUGGUUCCUCUUGCUGGGUUGGGGACUAGUGAGGGGACGAUUGAGGAUUGAGGGGACUAGUGGUUCCUCUUGCUGGGUUGGGGACUAGUGAGGGGACGAUUGAGGAUUGAGGGGACUAGUGGUGCCUCUUGCUGGGUUGGGGACUAGUGUGGGGACUAGUGGUGCCUCUUGCUGGGUUGGGGACUAGUGUGGGGACUAGUGUUUCCUCUUGCUGGGUUUGGGACUAGUGAGGGGACUAGUGUUUCCUCUUGCUGGGUUUGGGACUAGUGAGGGGACUAGUGGUGCCUCUUGCUGGGUUUGGAACUAGUGAGGGGACUAGUGGUGCCUCUUGCUGGGUUUGGGACUAGUGAGGGGACUAGUGGUGCCUCUUGCUGGGUUUGGAACUAGUGAGGGGACUAGUGUUUCCUCUUGCUGGGUUUGGGACUAGUGAGGGGACUAGUGGUGCCUCUUGCUGGGUUUGGAACUAGUGAGGGGACUAGUGGUGCCUCUUGCUGGGUUUGGGACUAGUGAGGGGACUAGUGGUGCCUCUUGCUGGGUUUGGAACUAGUGAGGGGACUAGUGGUUCCUCUUGCUGGGUUGGGGACUAGUGAGGGGACAUAUUUCUUUUUUUAUUUGUGGGAAUACGUGGGAAAGGAUUUCCUAAAUUAUAGAUUUUUUUGCUGAAUUCCUGGCGAUUGUAUACGUUUUUUUAACCAAAAACUAAAAUCCUAAAAAAUUUGAUUUUUUGCUGUCGUGUCGGAGGUUGGCAUGCUCAGCCUGUCUGGAGGGAAGGAAACCUGUCUAGGGAACCGUGUGGCCGGGGUAGAGGGGUAGAACCACAAAUGUGCUGAGGCAGAACCUGCUCUCUCUCACACUGUCACCUCCUAUACAGUACAACUAUAACGUCCAGAUGCAACCUCACCUCUGGAGCUAUAAGUUCAGGACUGACUUGGAUGUAGUUCCAAAGUAAUCUCCAAAAGACAGAGGAAUUGACAGAUUACAUUUUUUUUAGGCUUAACUAUUCACUCCCAUUUUCUAAUAGUUGUCACUCACUGACUGUAUAGGUGGUGCUAAUAACUCCUCCCUCUCUUCCACUCCUCCCCUCGUCAUCCCUCUCUCCUAUCAUCCUUCAGGAAGUAUAAUAUUCGUGUGGAGGACAUCAUGAUCAGGGAUGUGACCUACAUCACCCUCAACUGCUGCUAUAGAGACCUGCAUGAUGUACUGCUGGCUGGACACCUCAAGACCCUGGCCCUGCUCGAGUCCAGUGGUGAGACACGCACACACACACUCAUACUUUACAGACGCAGACACGCACACACACAUAUUACAGACACUAAAGAACAUUUUCAGUCAAAUAAAUGCUCCCCUACACACACAUUCAAGUUAUGAUAAUAUUCUUAUAGAGUAUGCCAAGUCUGUCAUAAUUGUGCAGCAAUGCCAAAGCAAUUAACUGGGGCAAUUAUUUUAAACAAACAAACACACCCCCUGUUGUGGACACACACACACACACACACUCACACUCAGACGCCUGGCUGUUCUCAGUUACAUAACUCACCAUGCAGCAACAUGUGUUAGGAGUCCCCUGCAGUCUGCACAUUAACUACUGUUCUAAAAUACCUCUCUUUCUCCUCUCCUCCAUCCCAUCUUCCCACUCUGUCCUCCCCCUCUCACUCUAAUCUCCUGGCCCCUCUCUCUCCAUUUCUCUUCUCUUCCAUCAUCCCUCUUGUUUUUAUUCUUAUCUGUCUCUCUCCUCUACCUUUCAUCCCAUCUACUCUGUCCUCUCUUCACCACCUCACUCCCUUCUUACUUGCACUCUCGUCUCAUAUUUCUCUCCAUCCAUCUCUCCCUUGCUGCUCCUCACUUUCCCUGCUCUUUCUUUCUCCCUCUCUUUUUCUCCAAACCCCCCCAGAGUCGAUGAUCCUGCUGGGUUCUAUUGAGCGUGCCCAGCUCCAGGCCCUCCUGUCCCUACAGCUGGGCCGGCCACGGAGGCUGGAGUACCUGAGAGACCGGGCUACUGCUGAGAAGAAGCGCCUGUCGAUGGUCUCCCACCCGGGCAGCGAGGAAGGCUCCCAGAGGGUUAACCAGGAGGUCCGGUUCCAGGUAAGUACAGUCUUGACAACCCACACCAAGCUAAACAUUACACUCUUCAAGGUCAGUCAUGUCUGGAGUCUCCAGUACAACACCAAGCUAACAGUACACAUAAAGCUGUAAAGUUGGGAUGUUUACCCAAAACGUCUUGAAGACAAGAUCAGUGGAGGAGGAUAGGAUACCAGGUCAGCGUUCUAGUCCCAUGGUUGAUAUGUGAGAGAAAAGGUUUUAACAAGCCUUUAUUGUCCCAUCAAUAAGAGACCGCGUGAGAGAGAGACUGAAAGAAGGAGUGAAAGAGAGAGAGAGACAGACUGAGAGAGGGAGAAACAGAAAGAGAAAACAGAGAGAGGGACCGACGGAGAGAGUGACAGUGACAGAGAGAGAGAGAAACAGAGAGAGGGGGACCGACGGAGAGAGUGACCGACUGAGAGAGUGACAGAGAGAGAGGGACAGAGGAGGAGAGAGAGACAGAGAAGGAGCGAGAGAGAAACAGAGAGAGAGAGGGACCGACGGAGAGAGAGACAGAGAAGGAGAGAGAGAAACAGAGAGAGAGGGAUCUGUGUGUGUGCGCGCAUUCGGUUGUGUGCGUGUGUGUGUGUGUGUGUGUGUGUGUGUGUGAGCACUGGCACACAGAGCUGAAAUUGGGGUUUUGAGGCUGCCAAUGUCUAACUUUGUUUUGAGGGCUAGCACUACUGUAUUCAGAAUACUGAUCUGGUUCCUCCUCCCUGCGCCACCCCUGCACCCCACCCCAGGCUAGUGGGGUUCUACUCAGCCAUUCACAGCAGGCCAGGUGGAGGGAGGAGGAGGAGGAGGGGAAUGGAGUGGGUGGCGGGUAAGAGGGGAAACAAGCGUUUUCUCCCGCUUUUCCCCCCAGGACGCCAGGGUUUGGAUAUCCAACUAUUCAUCACACACACUCAUUUACAGUGGGGGAAAAAAGUAUUUAGUCAGCCACCAAUUGUGCAAGUUCUCCCACUUAAAAAGAUGAGAGAGGCCUGUAAUUUUCAUCAUAGGUUCACGUCAACUAUGACAGACAAAUUGAGAAAAAGAAUCCAGAAAAUCACAUUGUAGGAUUUUUAAUGAAUUUAUUUGCAAAUUAUGGUGGAAAAUAAGUAUUUGGUCACCUACAAACAAGCAAGAUUUCUGGCUCUCACAGACCUGUAACUUCUUCUUUAAGAGGCUCCUCUGUCCUCCACUCGUUACCUGUAUUAAUGGCACCUGUUUGAACUUGUUAUCAGUAUAAAAGACACCUACCUGUCCACAACCUCAAACAGUCACACUCCAAACUCCACUAUGGCCAAGACCAAAGAGCUGUCAAAGGACACCAGAAACAAAAUUGUAGACCUGCACCAGGCUGGGAAGACUGAAUCUGCAAUAGGUAAGCAGCUUGGUUUGAAGAAAUCAACUGUGGGAGCAAUUAUUAGGAAAUGGAAGACAUACAAGACCACUGAUAAUCUCCCUCGAUCUGGGGCUCCACGCAAGAUCUCACCCCGUGGGGUCAAAAUGAUCACAAGAACGGUGAGCAAAAAUCCCAGAACCACACGGGGGGACCUAGUGAAUGACCUGCAGAGAGCUGGGACCAAAGUAAAAAGCCUACCAUCAGUAACACACUACGCCGCCAGGGACUCAAAUCCUGCAGUGCCAGACGUGUCCCCCUGCUUAAGCCAGUACAUGUCCAGGCCCGUCUGAAGUUUGCUAGAGUGCAUUUGGAUGAUCCAGAAGAGGAUUGGGAGAAUGUCAUAUGGUCAGAUGAAACCAAAAUCGAACUUUUUGGUAAAAACUCAACUUGUCGUGUUUGGAGGACAAAGAAUGCUGAGUUGCAUCCAAAGAACACCAUACCUACUGUGAAGCAUGGGGGUGGAAACAUCAUGCUUUGGGGCUGUUUUUCUGCAAAGGGACCAGGACGACUGAUCCGUGUAAAGGAAAGAAUGAAUGGGGCCAUGUAUCGUGAAAUUUUGAGUGAAAACCUCCUUCCAUCAGCAAGGGCAUUGAAGAUGAAACGUGGCUGGGUCUUUCAGCAUGACAAUGAUCCCAAACACACCGCCCGGGCAACGAAGGAGUGGCUUCGUAAGAAGCAUUUCAAGGUCCUGGAGUGGCCUAGCCAGUCUCCAGAUCUCAACCCCAUAGAAAAUCUUUGGAGGGAGUUGAAAGUCCGUGUUGCCCAGCGAUAGCCCCAAAACAUCACUGCUCUAGAGGAGAUCUGCAUGGAGGAAUGGGCCAAAAUACCAGCAACAGUGUGUGAAAACCUUGUGAAGACUUACAGAAAACAUUUGACCUGUGUCAUUGCCAACAAAGGGUAUAUAACAAAGUAUUGAGAAACUUUUGUUAUUGACCAAAUACUUAUUUUCCACCAUAAUUUGCAAAUAAAUUCAUUAAAAAUCCUACAAUGUGAUUUUCUGGAGAAAAAAAGAUCUCAUUUUGUCUGUCAUAGUUGACGUGUACCUAUGAUGAAAAUUACAGGCCUCUCUCAUCUUUUUAAGUGGGAGAACAUGCACAAUUGGUGGCUGACUAAAUACUUUUUUUCCCCCACUGUAGCUCUCUCAGCGCUCUCGCUUUCUCACUCUCUCUGUUUUUCUCGCUCUCGCUCUCGCUCUCGCUAAAAACAAACAAAAAAAAAAAUAAAAGCAUUGUAAGUUUUAAUUUUCUAAAGUUGGUGUGGGAGAGUUGGAAAAAUAAUUGUUAUCAAUCAAUAAUGACAAACCUCCUGGCAUUGACAAGCUACUGAGGAUGGUAGCUGACUCUAUAGCCACUCCUAUCUGUCAUAUCUUUAAUCUGAGCCUAGAGGAAAGUGUUUGUCCUCAGGCCUGGAGGGAAGCCAAAGUCAUUCCACUACCCAAGAGUGGUAAAGCGCCUUUACUAGUUCUAUUUAUUUAUUUAUUUUAUUUAUUUAUUUAUUAUUUCUAUUUAUUAUAGUUCUAACAGCAGACCUAUCAGCUUGCUGCCAGCUCUUGGCAAACUGUUGGAAAAAAUGGUUUGACCAAAUACAAUGCUAUUUUUCUGUAAACUAAUUACCAAUAGACUUUCAGCAUGGUUAUAGAGAAGGGCACUCAACAUGUACUGCAUUGACACAAAUGACUGAUGAUUGGUUGAAAGAAAUGGAUAAUAAUACGAUUUUGGUAUCUGUACUGUUAGAUUUCCGUGCAGCCUUAGAUAUUAUUGACCAUAAACUGUUGUUGUUAUGGCUUUUCAACCUCUGCCAUAUCGUGGAUUCAGAGCUAUCUAUCUAAUAGAACUCAGAGGGUUUUUCUUUAAUGGAAGCUUCUCUAAUGUCAAACAUGUAAAGUGUGGUGUACCGCAGGGCAGCUCUCUAGACCCUUUACUCUUCUCGAUUUUUACCAAUGACCUGCCACUGGCAUUAAACAUAGCCUGUUUGUCCAUGUAUGCUGAUGAUUCAACCCUAUACGCGUCAGCAACCACAGCUAAUGAAGUUACUGAAACCCUUAACAAAGAGUUUCAGUCAGUUUUGGAAUGGGUGGCCAGUUGAGGAGACUAAAUUACUUGGUGUUACCUUAUAUUGUAAACUGUCAUGGUCAAAACAUAUUGAUUCAAUGGAUGUAAAGAUGGGGAGAGGUCUGUCCGUGAUAAAGAGAUGCUCUGCUUUUUUGACACCACACUCCACAAAGCCAGUCCUGCAGGCUCUAGUUUGAUCUUAUCUUGAUUAUUGUCCAGUCACAUGGUCAAGUGCUGCUAAGAAAGACCUAGUUAAGCUGCAGAUGGCCCAGAACAGGGCAGCAUGUUGUGCUCUUUAUUGUAAUCAGAGGGCUAAUUUUAAUACUAUGCAUGCCAGUCUCUUCUGGCUAAGAGUUUAGGAAAGACUGACUGCAUCACUUCUUAUUUUUAUAAGAAAGAUGAAUGUGUUGGAAAUUCCAAAUUGUUUGCAUAGUCAACUUACACACAGCACUGACACACACACUUACCACAUCAGACAUGCCACCAGGGGUCUUGUCACAGUCCCCAGGUCCAGAACUAAUUCAAGGAAACAUACAGUAUUAUGCAGAGCCAUGAUUGCAUGGAACUCCUUUCCAUCUCAUAUAGUGCAAGUGAACAGCAAACAUGGUUUAAAAAAAACAAAUAAAGCAACACCUCACGGCACAACGCCUCUCCCCCAUGUGACCUACUUGUUGUGUGUAUGUACUGUACUAACUGAUAGAUGCACACACUACAUGUUAAUGUUUUUAAAUGUAUGUCAAUUGUAAAGUCUUUUGUCUGUAAUGUCUUUUUCGUUAUGUGUCGGACCCCAGUAAGACUAGCUGUCGCCAUUUGGCUUCGGCUAAUGGAGAUCGUAAUAAAUAAAAAUAUCUCUAUCCUCAUCACCACUUUCUCUCUUUUCAGCUCUAGUGUUUCUUCCAUUCUAUUGACUUUUCUUCUCACUUUUUCAUUCUGUCUCCUUCUUUAGCUCUCUGCAUAUUCUCACUAUCUCAUCUCAUUCUCUCCCUCUCGAUUGCUUUUUCUAUUCCUCCCUCCAUCAGGCUGUGUGUGUGGGGGGGUAGUAAUAGUGGUGAGAUGAGACAGAGAGCAGCCCAUUAGAUUGAUAAGUCAGGAGGAGAGUGAAAGACAAUAAAAUACAAAUUAGAUAUAGAGAGGGGUGGAGGGAGGCAUGGGUGGAGAGAGGAGGAGGAAGAGAGGGGGAAGGAAAGAGGGAGGAGAGAGUGAGGCACAUGUUGAUGUCCAGAACAGCAUGUGAAUGUGUCAGUAAGGGAGUUUGCCUGUAAGUAUAACUUGUUAUUGGAUCAUUCUGUCGCACUGAAUACCUUCCCACAGUGGGACCAUUUCUCCAAACGAAACUACAGUGAUGUGUGUGGAAUGUGUACAGGGGAUGUACAAUGCCUUCGGAAUGUAAUCAGACCCCUAGACUUUUUCCACAUUUUGUUACAUUACAGCCUUAUUCUAAAAUUGAUUAAAUAACAAAAAGUCCUCAGCAAUCUACACACAAUACCCCAUAAUGACAAAGCGAAAACAGGUUUUUAGAAAUCUUUGUCAAAUGUUUUUUUUUUAAAGAUUAAAAAAAAAGAUAAUACCUUAUUUACAUAAGUAUUCAGACCCUUUGCUAUGAGACUCGAAAUUGAGCUCAGGUGCAUCCUGUUUCCAUUGAUCAUCCUUGAGAUAUUUCUACAACUUGAUUGGAGUCCACCUGUGGUAAAUUCAAUUGAUUGGACAUGAUUUGGAAAGGCACACACCUGUCUAUAUAAGGUCCCACAGUUGACAGUGCAUGUCAGAGUAAAAACCAAGCCAUGAGGUCGAAGGAAUUGUCCGUCGAGCUUCGAGACAGGAUUGUGUCGAGGCUCAGAUCUCAAAAACAUUUCUGCAGCAUCGAAGGUCCCCAAGAACACAGUGGCCUCCAUCAUUCUUAAAUGGAAGAAGUUUGGAACCACCAAGACUCUUCCUAGAGCUGGCCACCCGGCCAAACUGAGCAAUCGGGAAGAAGGGCCUUGAUCAGGGAGGUGAUGAAGAACCUGAUUGUCACUCUGACAGAGCUCUAGCGUUCCUCUGUGGAGAUGGGAGAACCUUCCAGAAGGACAACCAUCUAUGCAGCACUCCACCAAUCAAGCCUUUAUGUUAGAGUGGCCAGACGGAAGCCACUCCUCAGUAAAAGGCACAUGACUGCCCGCUUGGAGUUUGCCAAAAGGCACCUAAAGACUCUCAGAGAAUGAGAAACAAGAUUCUCUUGUCUGAUGAAACCAAGAUUGAACUCUUUGGCCUGAAUGCCAAGCGUCACGUCUGGAGGAAACCUGGCACCAUCUCUACGAUGAAGCAUGGUGGUGGCAGCAUCAUGCUGUGGAGAUGUUUUUCAGCGGCAGGGACUGGGAGACUAGUCAGGAUCGAGGCAAAGAUGAUCAGAGCAAAGUACAGAGAGAUCCUCGAUGACAACCUGCUCCAGAGCGCUCAGGACCUCAGACUGGGGCGAAGGUUCAUCUUCCAACAGGACAACAACCCUAAGCACACGGCCAAGACAACGCAGGAGUGGCCUCGGGACAAGUCUCUGAAUGUCCUUGAGUGGCCCAGCCAGAGCCCGGACUUGAACCCAAUCGAACAUCUCUGGAGAGACCAGAAAAUAGCUGUGCCGCAAUGCUCCCCAUCCAACCUGACAGUGCUUGAGAGGAUCUUCAGAGAAGAAUGGGAGAAACUCCCAAAAUACAGGUGUGCCAAGCUUGUAACAUCAUACCCAAGAAGACUCGAGGCUGUAAUCGUUGCCAAAGGUGCUUCAACAAAGUACUGAGUAAAGGGUCUGAAUACUUAUGUAAAUAUGAUUUUUAAUCAAUUUUAGAAUAAGCCUGUAACCUAACAAAAUGUGGAAAAAAUCAAGGGGUCAGAAUACUUUCCGAAGGCACUGUAGGUACAGCAUGUACUGUACUAUUGAUUAAAUGUAUUCAGAGUGUAUAGUAACUGUGUAUGUGUAGAUCUCCACAGAGGAGUCUUCCUUCAGUCCCACCCCUACCCCCUCCAUGAAGCCACUGAAGCCUGCCCUGAAGAGACCCUCUGUGGUGGACCGCCCUACUGAGAUACCCAUGCCCACAAGUAAGCACAAGCACAAACACACACACACACACACACACACACACACACACACACACACACACACACACAAACCCUCGGUCAGACCUUAACUCCAUAGAGUCGAUUGACGCACCGGUGUCAGUUUAAGCUGGCAGUUUUUUUUCCACCGCAUCGCCGACAUUGCUCUUCCGCAUCUACGGUGAAAGGUGGCAAAGCUAGAGCGGUGUUUGUCAGAUCAUGAGACAUCCCAAAAAUCGGUCUUCUCACGAAAACGUCUGUUAUGAACACUCUAUGGAAAGGGGAGACUCUCAUGAACACGAUGAUGGUAUCCACUCUACGACCCCCACUAAUGUCAGGGGACUAGUCUGAAGGUAAUUGGUACCGGUUUUAAAGAAAAUAAUGGAAGGAUGAAGGUAGUUUUGUGCCUACCCAAAUAAAUAUAUACAGUACCAGUCAAAAGUUUGGACACACCUACUCAUUUUUCUUUAUUUUUACAAUUUUCUACAUUGUAGAAUAAUAGUGAAGACAUCAAAACUAUGAAAUAACACAUAUGGAAUCAUGUAGUAACCAAAAAAGUGUUGAACAAAUCAAAAUUAUUCAAAUAGCCACCCUUUGCCUUGAUGACAGCUUUGCACACUCUUGGCAUUCUCUCAACCAGCUUCAUGAGGUAGUCACCUGGAAUGCAUUUCAAUUAACAGGUGUGCCUUCUUAAAAGUGAAUUUGUGGAAUUUCUUUCCUUCUUAAUGCGUUUGAGCCAAUCAGUUGUGUUGUGACACGGUAGGGGUGGUAUACAGAAGAUAACCCUAUUUGGUAAAAGACCAAGUCCAUAUUAUGGCAAGAACAACUCAAAAAAGCAAAGAGAAAAAACAGUCCGUCAUUACUUUAAAACAUGAAGGUCAGUCAACACGGAACAUUUCAAAAACUUUGAAAGUUUCUUCAAGUGCAGUCGCAAAAAUCAUCAAGCGCUAUAUAUAAUAAUAAUAUAAUAUGCCAUUUAGCAGACGCUUUUAUCCAAAGCGACUUACAGUCAUGUGUGCUAGGAUUAAACUGGCUUUCAUGAGGACCGGCACAGGAAUGGAAGCCCCAGAGUUACCAGCCUCAGAAAUUGCUGCCCAAAUAAAUGCUUCAGAUACAGUUGAAGUCGGAAGUUACAUACACCUUAGCCAAAUACAUUUAAACUCAGUUUUUCACAAUUCCUGACAUUUAAUCCUUGUAAAAAUUCCCUGUCUUAGGUCAGUUAGGAUCACCACUUUAUUUUAAGAAUGUUAAAUGUCAGAAUAAUAGUAGAGAGAAUGGUCUAAAUUAUUUAUUUCAUCACAUUCCCAGUGGGUCAGAAGUUUACAUACACUCAAUUAGUAUUUGGUAUUAUUGCCUUUAAAUUGUUUAACUUGGGUCAAACGUUUCGGGUAGCCUUCCUCAAGCUUCCCGCAAUAAGUUGGGUGAAUUUUGGCCCAUUCCUCCUGACAGAGCUGGUGUAACUGAGUCAGGUUUGUAGGCCUCCAUGCUCGCACAUGCUUUUUCAGUUCUGCCCACACAUUUUCUAUAGGAUUGAGGUCAGGGCUUUAUGAUGGCCACUCCAAUACCUUGACUUUGUUGUCCUUAAGCCAUUUUGCCACAACUUUGGAAGUAUGCUUGGGGUCAUUGUCCAUUUGGAAGACCCAUUUGCGACCAAGCUUUAACUUCCUGACUGAUGUCUUGAGAUGUUGCUUCAAUAUAUCCACAUUAUUUUCCUUCCUCAUGAUGCCAUCUAUUUUGUGAAGUGCACCAGUCCCUCCUGCAGCAAAGCACCCCCACAGCAUGAUGCUGCCACCCCGUGCUUCAUGGUUGGGAUGGUGUUCUUUGGCUUGCAAGCUACCCCCUUUUUCCUCCAAACAUAACGAUGGUCAUUAUGGCCAAACAGUUCUAUUUUUGUUUCACAGACCAGAGGACAUUUCUCCAAAAAGUAUGAUCUUUGUCCCCAUGUGCAGUUGCAAACCGUAGUCUGUCUUUUUUAUGGCGGUUUUGGAGCAGUGGCUUCUUCCUUGCUGAGCGGCCUUUCAAGUUAUGUCGUUAUAUAGGACUCGUUUUACUGUGGAUAUAGACACUUUUGUACCUGUUUCCUCCAGCAUCUUCACAAGGUCCUUUGCUGUUGUUCUGGGAUUGAUUUGCGCUUUUCGCACCAAAGUACGUUAAUCUCUAGCAGACAGAACGCGUCUCCUUCCUGAGCGGUAUGACGUCUGUGUGGUCCCAUGGUGUUUAUGCUUGCGUACUAUUGUUUGUACAGAUGAACGUGGUACCUUCAGGCGUUUGGUCCCAAGGAUGAACCAGACUUGUUGAGGUCUACAAUUUAUUUGCUGAGGACUUGGCUCAUUUUCUUUUGAUUUUCCCAUGAUGUCAAGCAAAGAGGCAUUGAGUUUGAAGGUAGGCCUUGAAAUACAUCCACAGCAAUGGACAUUAAACCGGUGGAAAUCUGUCCUUUGGUCUGGUGAGUCCAAAUUUGAGAUUUUUGGUUCCAUCCGCCGUGUCUUUGUGAAGGCCAGAUUCAAUAUUUUAUCAAGUAAUUUCUUUAUAUAUAUUUCUUUAUACCUAAAGGGGUCCUACAUUUCAAAAUCAACUAGCUAAAUGAUCCAUAGUAUGACCAGCCCCACGCCCCCUGUCCCCCCAAGGGCUUAGACUUUUAAGAACUAUUAAACUUAUUUAUUUACUUAGAGCCACUUCAAUGGUCUCUCUCUUUCUCUUUCUCUUUCUCUUUCUCUUUCUCUUUCUCUCUCUCUCUCUCUCUCUCUCUCUCUCUCUCUCUCUCUCUCUCUCUCUCUCUCUCUCUCUCUCUCUCUCUCUCUCUCUCUCUCUCUCUCUCUCUCUCUCUCUCUCUCUCUCUCUCUCUCUCUCUCUCUCUCUCAGGUCCACAGGACCACUCUAGCAGCGCCUUAAAGAACCUCUUCUGUGUCAACCCUGAGACAGAAGGCCUGGAGGUGAGACACCUGUUUUAAAACACACACACACUCACACACACUCCCCUUACCUCCUACCCUUCUCCUCCAAGCUCAGAAUCUCCCAACUCUCUCCUACACAUAACCUCUUCCUGCCUAGUCCUGCUCUCCACUCUCUCUGAGUGACACCUCCACACAACCACUUGAGUUGGGAGACUCGAGUGUCUGUUUCUGAGAGUGGUGGGGUGAGCGUUUGCCCAGCGUUGCGGAUGCGUUGUGUUAAUAUUGUUCUUGUCUUUGGCCGCUGGAAGAACAAGAAUGUCAACAUCAACAUAGAGGGCACUGCAUCGAGCUCUGCGACUCCUGAGUUUAGGAGGCCACCCAAGCGUGUCAGGAUUUCCGUCGUGGUAAGAAUGCCGGGAAUGCUUGGGGAAACUGCCCAGCAACUGGUCAGCCAUCCAAUCAACCAAUCGCCAUCCGCUGCAGGGCUAAUCCAUGCCGAUGGACUGUGAUCUGUGCCAUCGAGCCAAAUGUGUUGAACGUCCUCCUCCCUGUCUGUGAACCAUUACUGACCUCUGACCCCUAGUCCUCCUCUUCUGAUUGAUUGGCUGUUAGAACGCAAACUGAAUGCAAACAUCGUCAGAAUGCAAACUGAUUGGUCAAGAGGUCAGUAGGGGUCAUGGAGAACUCGACCGCCCCUAUAGCUAUGACACCCUAAACCGCAAAAGACUGGACCACAGACACGGUUUGUAAACGUGGUCUUUCCUCGGUCAGGGUGGUGUGGUUAAGUUGUGGUCAACUUAAGGGAUGUGGCGGUUCAACCAAAGCAUGCUGCUACGCUGUCCAUCAUCAGCCAUGUCAUUAGAGGCGUCCAAUCAGUGACCUUCUACUGGUUUGUGGGUGGGGCCUGGAGCGCUACAGUCCGCCCUUCCACAGAACCAAACCCCUCCCACUUGUUCAUCUGCUGUAGUUCUUCAUACCAUUUGUCAUGAGGACACAAGUUAUACUAGGGAUAGAGGGAGGGGGGUGAGGGAUGGGAUGGGAUGGGAGUGGGGUGGGGGGAGGUGUGUUGCUCAGUUGGUAGAACAUGGCACUUGCACUGCCAGGGUUGUGGGUUUGAUUCCCGGGGACACCCAUAUGUAAAAUGUAUGCACACAUGACUGUAAGUCGCUUUGGAUAAAAGUGUCUGCUAAAUGGCAUAUAUUAUUAGCAGAAAUCAGAGAUGUAUCAUGUUGGUAAGACGGGCAGUUCUAGUCCUCCUGUUCAAUGGCAAAGCAAUUACAAUUACAAACACCAAGCAAACCAUAAACCAAAAUACACUGUCCAGUUACCAACACUGCUACGGUCAAACAGUGACGCAUGUCCAUCCAUGAAACAACCGCCCAAUUCUGAAUUACACCAUGAUAAAAUGUUGCAUUUACGCCCCAUGACAAAAUAUAAAAUGGUAAUUAUUGUUUUAUUCAUAAAUAGUCAAGAGAACAGCUAUCUGGAAAUUAAAUAGGGAAAGGUUUUAUGUCAUUAAACAUAGAUUUGAUCUCAUAUCCAUAGGCUACAUGUAUCCAUAUGUCAUAAAAUCAUCCGUUCAUCAUAUAUGUAGAAGUAAAACCUUGAACCAUUUGAUCGCUGUCCUCUUGAUCACGUGGAUUUCAUUCGCUAGAAACCACCACCCAGCUUAGAUUUAUUUUGGGGUGAGCAUGUUAUCUACGUUCUACACACAGUCACACACACACACACACGCAGACACACACACAGACACAAACACACACACACACACACAUUCAGAAAAGUCUAGUAUUUUUAAGAUAGAAAGAGACUAUUGAUAGAGAUCCAUUCUAAACAGUGUGUGUAAUAUUAGUAAUUCAAAAUGUGCCUAGCCUAAACCUAAUGCUACAAUAUUGAUGAUCUGGAUGUUUGGGUGAAGUAGAGACAUAUUAGUCAUAAUAAAGCUUUGAUGAGCUAAUUAGACACAACUACCUUUAGUGUUGAUUAUAGUUAUUAGUAUUCAGAGGGAGUGUGUGUGUACUCAGAAACAAAUGUAUUAAACUAUUUUCUCAAGACUUCCGACUAAACUACUGUACACCCCAGCAUCUGAAAGAAAUCAAGUUAUUACUUCUCUUUCUCCCCCUGAGCUGUAGUUCACAGUCCCCUUCUCUCUCUAAAUUACUCUAAUUUCCCCUCUUUUUCUCUACCCCUCUGUGUCACUAUUCCUCUUUCUUUCCAUCUCCUUUUCAUCCCUUUCUUCCUCCCUCCUCCCCACCUCCUCCCUCCUCCCCACCUCCUCCUCCCUCCUCCCCACCUCCUCCUCCCUCCUCCUCCCUCCUCCCCAUCUCCUCCUCCCCAUCUCCUCCUCCCUCCUACCCACCUCCUCCUCCCUCCUCCCCACCUUCUCCUCCCUCCUCCCCAUCUCCUCCUCCCCAUCUCCUCCUCCCUCCUCCCCAUCUCCUCCCCAUCUCCUCCUCCCUAUCUCCUCCUCCCCCAUCUCCUCCCUCCUCCCCACCUCCUCCCCAUCUCCUCUUCCUUCCUCAUUCCUCGUUCCUUCCUCCCCCACCUCCUCCUCCCUCCUUCCCACCUCCUCCCUCCUCCCCAUCUCCUCCUUCCCACCCUCCUCCCUCCUCCCCAUCUCCUCCUCCCCAUCUCCUCCUCCCUCCUAAUCACCUCCUCCCCACCUCCUCCUCCCUCCUCCUCCCUCCUCCCCAUCUCCUCCUCCCUCCUCCCCACCCUCCUCCCCAUCUCCUCCUCCUCCUCCCUCCUCCCCACCCUCCUCCCCAUCUCCUCCUCCCCUCCUCCUCCUCCUUCACCCUCCGGUCUACCUUCUUUCCUGCCUUCCCUCCUACCUCUCUGUAUCCAGUGUGAAAUAUUGACGCAGGGUAAAUUACAUGAGUAUUCCAUCCCAGCCUUUAAGAGCUCAGCGUUUUCUAAUUAUUUCUCUCCUCCUCUUGACGAGAGCAGACCAGACAACACAUCACUGAGGGGUUUCAUGCCUUAUUAAUGGACGUUGUGUUUGUCCAGAUUUAUUAUCCGCCUUUAGAAUCACACAGGGAAUGGCAUUGUCAGCGGGUGUGUGUGUUACUUUGUUGGCUUGACCUGAAUUGAAGUCUGUUGAGUAGUUGGAUGUGUGGAUUGCAGUGGACCAACACUGGGGGUCAAGACACUGAGGGAUGGAGCAGAGGACUUAGAUUAGAUUAAGAGACAGACACACACAGAUGCAGAAAGAUCAAUAGAUAGAUAGAUCAAGAGGAAGGGGGAGAGAGAUGUCACCUGUUAAAUCCACUUCAAUCAGUGUAGAUGAAGGGGAGGAGACAGGUUCAAGAAGGAUUUUUAAGGCUUGAGACAUGGAUUGUGUAUGUGUUCCAUUCAGAGGGUGAAUGGGCAAGACAAAAGAUUGAAGUGCCUUUGAACGGGGUAUGUUAGUAGGUGCACCGGUUUGAGUGUGUCAAGAACUACAACACUGCUGGGUUUUUCACGCUCAACAGUUUCCCGUGUGUAUCAAGAAUGGUCCACCACCCAAAGGACAUCCAGCCAACUUGACACAACUGUGGGAAGCAUUGGAGUCAACAUGGGCCAGCUUUCGACACCUUGUAGAGUCCAUGCCCCAACGAAUUGAGGCUGUUCUGAGGGCAAAAGGGGGUGCAACUCAAUAUUAGGAAGGUGUUUCUAAUGUUUUGUGUACUCAGUGUAUAUCUCCGAGGCAUAUGUGAUUGGGUGGUUGUGUCACCCUAUUCCCUGCUGACCCGGACCCCAGGCUCUGAUUGGCUAAUUCCUACAGGAUGUACAGGAUGGAGGGAGAGAUUGAUCACUUGGGAAAGGGUGGAGGGAGGGAAGAGAGGAGGGAUGCUGCUCUCUAAUCACUCUGUGGAAGCAGCACAGCAAGCAAUACAGCUUCAGUACGCUCAGUCUCUCACCCAGUCACUCACUGUGUAGGGCUGGACACACACUGUCUCUCACCCAGUCACUCACUUGCGAGGGCUGGACACACACCCUGUCUCUCACCCUGUGGAGGACUGUACCGGAAUUCUCUCUCUCUCUCUCUAACUCACUCACUCAUUCACUCACAGACACACACCCACAUACACUCAUUCUUCCAUACACACACACAUACUUACCCAAACACACUACCCUUGGUACUUACAUUCAUACACUCACUCUUGCGUCUCCACAUAUCCACACCGCCCCUGCAUAUUUGCUCACUUAAUAGACUAGCUCAUCUUUAUACAAGCAUAUACUUUACAUGUACAGUCUCACCUGCUCUGUCUCUCUCCCAAAAACACACUGCAGGUGGUAGCUGUUCUGUAUCAAACAACUACGUCUCUGUAUUAAACUGAUUCUUCUACACACACACACAGACACAGACACUGUCACGCUCUGACUCUGGGGACUCGUAUUUGUUGAGUCAGGGUGUGUAUUUUCUGUGUUGUGUUUUGCUUGUUGAUUUUCUAUGUUUAGAUCUAGUAUGUGUAGAUCUAUGUUGGCCGGUGUGGUUCCCAAUCAGAGGCAGCUGUAGCUCGUUGUCUCUGAUUGGGGCCAUACUUAGGCAGCCUAUUGGCACUAGUGGGUUGUGGGAUCUUGUUCCGUGUAAGGUAUGUUGUUUGUGUGCUACCUUGGACUUCACGUAUCGUUUGUUUAUUGUUGUGUCGUUGUGUUUAUUCGUUAAUAAACAUGUAUGCAUAUCACGCUGCGCCUUGGUCCGUCCCGUCUAUAAACGAUCGUGACAGAAGAUCCCACCAAACGAGGACCAAGCAGUGUGCCCAGGAAGAGCGAGUAGCGAUGUCACAGGUGGGCAAAUUGUGGUCAUGGGAGGAGAUAUUCGCAGGGAAAGGGCCAUGGGCGAAGGUAUAUGCCCAGGCAGGAGAGGAACAACGGCAACACGGAAGCCGGCCGAGGAGGAGGCCCGAGAAGCAGCCCCAAUAAAAAAAAUUGGGGGGGCUAAAGGGGUGGUCGGGGAGCGAUAGAGAAGAGCCCCGACCACUGCACCCGGUUGGGUUUCGGAUUGGGUCCCUACGACCGUGGGAAGAGGAGUGGGAACAGUAUUACACUGAGGAGUCGGAGGAUGACGACGACGACGAGUAUCUGUUCCCUAACUCGUGGGGGCUCCCGGAGGAGUCCUCACGGGAAGAGGAGUGCCGACGACGGAGACCCGAGAGGCACCCCAAGGACAUUUUGGGGGGGGGGGCACACGGUGUGGACGACGAGGCAGCAGGAGGCAGUGACAGGGCGGAUCUGCAAGUUAGGAGAGGAGGCCACCAUGUUACGGGGGCUAUUGGUUCAGAGGGAGCAGGAGUUAUUAGGUCAGAGGGAGGAGCUACAGGAGGCAAAAAGGGAGAAGUAAGGUGUAGAGGCACGGCGAGAGGAGCUGGUUAGGCAGCAGAAGGAGCGGGGGUUAAUAAAGGAACCCAGUCCCGCUCCUCGCACCAAGAAAGUGGUGCGCGUUGCCAGCCCGGCCUGUUCCUGCCCCCAAGCGUGGUUGCGCGUCGCCAGCCCGGCCCGGCCUGUUCCUGCACCUCGCACCAAGCCAGUGGUGCGCGUCGCCAGCCCGGUCCGGCCUGUUCCUGCCCCUCGCACCAAGCCAGUGGUGCGCGUCGCCAGCCCGGCCCGGCCUGUUUCUGCCCCUCGCACCAAACCAGUGGUGCGCGUCGCCAGCCCGGUCCGCCCUGUUCCUGGCCCUCGCACCAAGACAGUGGUGCGCGUCGCCAGCCCGGUCCGGCCUGUUCCUGCCCCUCGCACCAAGCCAGUGGUGCGCGUCGCCGGCCCGGCCUGUUCCUGCCCCUCGCACCAAACCAGUGGUGCGCGUCGCCAGCCCGGUCCGGCCUGUUCCUGUCCAUCGCACCAAGCCAGUGGUGCGCGUCGCCAGCCCGGCCCGGCCUGUUCCUUCCCCUCGCACCAAACCAGUGGUGCGCGUCGCCAGCCCGGCCCGGCCUGUUCCUGUCCCUCGCACCAAGCCAGUGGUGCGCGUCGCCAGCCCGGUCCGGCCUGUUCCUGUCCCUCGCACCAAGCCAGUGGUGCGCGUCGCCAGCCCGGUCCGGCCUGUUCCUGCUCCUCGCACCAAGCCAGUGGUGCGUGUGUCCAGUCCGGCACGGCCCGUGCCUGUCCCACCGGUGCCUGGUCCGGCACCGGUCAGCUGCUCCACUCCGGAGCCAGAGCAGUCCACUCCACCGGUGCCUGAUCCAGCUCCGGUUAGCUGCUCCACUCCGGAGCCAGAGCAAUCCGCUCCACCGGGGUCCAGUCCAGCUCCGGUCAGCGGCUCCACUCCGGAGCCAGAGCAGUCCGCUCCACCGGUGCCUGAUCCAGCUCCGGUCAGCGGCUCCACUCCGGAGCCAGAGCAGUUCGCUCCACCGUCGUCGGGUCCAGCUCCAGUCAGCGGUUCCAGUCCAGACCCAGAUGUCAGCCCCUCUCCAGGUUCGGGGUCUCCCACACCAGGGUUCAGACAGGGCUUGGUACUUCGUGGGAGGAAGGAGAGGGGAAGCAGCGCGCCGAGGUCCAGACCAGACCAGGGGCGCAACAGGGAGGUGGAGAGUAAGUGGUGGUCACGCCCGGAGCCGGAUCCGCCUCCGAGGCGGAAUGCCCACCCGGCCCCUACCCUGUUAUGUUUAUGUUGUGCGGUCGGAGUCCGCACCUUUGGGGGGGGGGUACUGUCACGCCCUGACUCUGGGGACUCGUAUUUGUUGAGUCAGGGUGUGUAUUUUCUGUGUUGUGUUUUGCUAUGUUGAUUUUCUAUGUUUAGAUCUAGUAUGUGUAGAUCUAUGUUGGCCGGUGUGGUUCCCAAUCAGAGGCAGCUGUAGCUCGUUGUCUCUGAUUGGGGACCAUACUUAGGCAGCCUAUUGGCACUAGUGGGUUGUGGGAUCUUGUUCCGUGUAAGGUAUGUUGUUUGUGUGCUACCUUGGACUUCACGUAUCGUUUGUUUAUUGUUUUGUCAUUGUGUUUAUUCGUUAAUAAACAUGUAUGCAUAUCACGCUGCGCCUUGGUCCGUCCCGUCUAUAAACGAUCAUGACAGACACACACACACACACACACUCACACCUCUCAUCUGUGCAGUGCCCUGGUUUUGGAGAGGUGUACAGGUUUGUCAGUAGCACUUUAUUUUAUUUUAACUUACCGUAUAUAUCUACUUAGAGUACAUGGUAGUAACCAAUGUGUUGAAUUCUGCUAAAUGUGUAAAAACUAGUGGAAACAGGACUGUAAAAUGCAGUGCUAGCGGACUGUCAGUCCAUGUUGGUGUCAGUGGUGAGUGGAGAUGUUGUUGUCAACUCCAGACACAUCUGACUUCUGGUUGCAUAAUUCUAUAGUAGGGAGGUCACCUUGAUGGGCCGGGACCCACGGCAACUUUUUCCAGGGUUAUAGUUAGGUCAGCCACUGCAGGCGGGUGGAUAAAUGAGCUCAGGGCUCCCAUCAUCCCCUAGGGCCUGAGGCUGGGAGAGGGGUCAGGUGUAGAGGUAGAUGGAGAGAAAUUGAUAAACACAGGCACACUAAAUACACACUUUUAUUACACUAAGGUCACACAUAAUCCCUAUUCACACGGGGACUAGUAUUACUAUAGAACAUGGGUGUCAAACCCAUUCCACGGAGGGCAGAGUGUCUGCGGGUUUUUGGUUUUUCCAUGUAAUUAUUACCCCAGCAUGUCCGUUUUUCCAGUGGACGAUUCAGACGGGAUCAGUUUGGCCAAACUGCACCUGUAAUAAUUUUUUUCCUCAUUCAAAAUUGACUGUUUUGACAGAAGCCUUGAGGCUCUUCUAGGUGUGACGAGAUUUCAAAUGUCUAGGGAUACCCUGAUAUUGACCCAAUGGCCUUCAGUUCGGAGAAAGUAAUAAUGCAUAUCAAUAAGAACCAUGAACUGUAACCUAUGCAGACAUUUAAUUAACUGACAUAUUUGGCAAUUUAUCAAUUCAUUGGCACAAUAUCGUCCACUUCAUCUUUUAAAAGAGAAGUAUGGCUCUAGGAAAGUUGAUUUGUGACAAAACUGAUAAUUAAUCUGUAGGCUACGUGUAUAGCACUUUGUUUUAAGCAUCAAUUUGUUCCCAUGUUCUUACCCAAACUGGAUGCAGCACCUGUUAAACUCUGUAAUAUCCCUCAAAAAACAGGGAUGAUGAUUCGCACGGGACAGGUGUUAUCAGUGGACCUGGGAGUUUGACCAAAAACACUAGGUUUUUGGGGCUGGGAAAAUAAUCUUCCUGCCAAGUAAAAAUGACUGACAUGGCAGAUUCGGACAGGGACUAAAAUUACGAAUGUGGUGAUUUGUGCUCGUGCACAUAAUUACAUUACCUGAGCUCCCCCAGUAAAACGUAUCCUUUCCAAAUUGGGCUAUACACACACCUUUUGACAUUGACACACACACACACACUCAGCACUGUAGAACUCUCUCAGAUUUUCAGGCCCACCCGGCACAUUUUUACAUUUUAGUCAUUUAGCAGACGCUCUUAUCCAGAGCGACUUACAGUUAGUGAGUGCAUAAAUUUUUCAUACUGGCCCCCCGUGGGAAUCGAACCCACAACCCUGGCGUUGCAAACGCCAUGCUCUACCAACUGAGCUACACGGGCCCCUGUAUCCAAACUGUAGCCAUCAUCACUCCCAUUUUGUCACUGUGUUCAGUUUGACCGCUAUGUGGCCAUGACAUGGACAAGUGUUUUAUUUGUAGUAUGAGUGUACUGUGUGUCAUUGGGUUUGUAUUUCAAGUUAUUUACUGUCAUUUAGACGUUGUGCUUGUCUGUAGCGUUUGUGUGCGGGCCGUGCAUACAAGUCUUUUUGGUGUGUGUUUGCAGUGUAAGUGUGUUGAUCUGUUUCCUGUCCCUCUCCUCUCAGGAUGACUUCGAUGUGGAUGAUGACAUGACCAUCAGAGAGGUGAGACCCUAUUACACACUUUCUCUCCCUCUUUCUCCCUUUUCUCUCCCUUUUCUCUCAGUAUGCUACAGUGUAUUGAUUGGGUAUCAGGGGGAUAAUAAGUCACUGUGUAUGAAUAGCCUUAUCAAAGCUGGAAUCUCUAUGGGCAUCUAUUAUCUCUGCACCAGAGACCACAGCUAGACACUGUGUAGCCAAAUAAAACAGGAAGCAACCUAGCCUUAACCCUCUAAAGUCAAUGUCCGCGCCCCCUGCGGUGAAAGGUGACAGAGCUAGAGCGGUGUUUGUCAGACCAUAAGACAUCCCGAAAAUCGGUCUUCUCACAUAAUUGUCUGUGGCGUCCGAACGGUUUGGCCUACAAACUAUUAUGACCCCUCUAUGGAAAGAGGAGACUCUACGACCCCCACAAGCGUCUUGGGACUCGUUGGAAGUCGAUACAGCCAAGCUGCCAACUUCUGUCUGUAGUGUCCAAACAGUAUGGGCUACACACUAAUAUGACCCGGGGCAAUGUGUGUAUACGGCGAAUAUAGAUGGCGAACCGACAGUGCCCCGAAGCUCUGUCUAAAACGCUAAUACGUCUAUAUGUACAGUACCAGUCAACAGUUUGGACACACCUACUCAUUCAAGGGAUUUUCUUAAUUUUUUACUAUUUUCUACAUCGUAGAAUAAUAGUGAAGACAUCAAAACUAUGAUAUAACACAUAGGCAAAGCUGUCAUCAAGGCAAAGGGUGACUAUUUGAAGAAUCUGAAAUAUAAAAUAUAUUUUGAUUUGUUGAACACUUUUUUGGUUACUACAUGAUUCCAUAUGUGUUAUUUCAUAGUUUUGAUGUCUUCACUAUUAUUCUACAAUGUAAAAAAUAGUAAAAAUAAAGAAAAACCCUUGAAUGAGUAGGUGUGUCCAAACUUUUGACUGGUAGUGUAUAUAUACCGUCUAUUGAAUGGGGUAGGAGAGGGAUUGAGAUUAGUGUUGGGGUUUGCAAAGUUAUUUGGUUGAUAUUAGGAACAAUUGGAUUUUAGAUUAAAGCUGAAAUGCUUGGUGGUACGUCAAUUUAAAUAGUCUGAAAUGUUUCCACUGAUAAGCGCUUUAACUGUUUUAUUCUCACCUUUGUUCUGAACAUUAUUCCAUAAUCUCUUUAAUCUCAGGUGUUUCCCUUUCAACUGAUACCAUGCUUAUUAUGCAUAUCACUCUCAUAUUUGCUAUGCUAUUAGCAUUUACAUUUGAGGAAGCCCAUAUAGGUAACAAUCACUGGAGUUUAAGGCGUUAAUUUAUACAUUAUUCCAAAAGGAAUGUUUUUGUCUUCUGAAAUAUUAAUGAAUGCCUUACUGAAUUAAAGAUAAAAGCCAUAUCCAUUCUUUCAUCACCAUGGAUGUAAAGACCAAUUAAGUAUUCUAUGUGUCUAAGAGGGUUUGAGUACUUCUAUAAUGUUUCUCUCCACUCUCCUCUUCAUCCUCCUCUUCCUCGGGUUUGCAGAUUGCAGAGUGGGAGGAGAACCAGCUUGACGAGCAGGUGAACUUUGACAACUGCAAGAUCGACCCCGCCCCCUUCCAACUGGUGGAGCGCACCUCACUACAUAAGGUCUGUCUGUCUGUCUGUCUGUCUGUCUGUCUGUCUGUCUGUCUGUCUGUCUGUCUGUCUGUCUGUCUGUCUGUCUGUCUGUCUGUCUGUCUGUCUGUCUGUCUGUCUGUCUGUCUGUCUGUCUGUCAUACUGCUCAGUACAACCCCCUUUUGACUAAAUAGCUCCAGAAUUAAUAUUGUACAAUGAGUAUUGUAGAUGGAUAGUCCAGUGUUAAUUCUCUUAUAACCACUGCAUUGCAAGCGCAUGUGCACACACACACACACACACACACACAGGGGAGGCUUUUGAGCAGUGUUGAUUUAGUUUUCCUACUGCGACACACACUCACAUAGACACACACACACUCACAUACAUACACACUACAGAGCGUUUUUACACACACACACUCUCAUUCUCACUUGCCUGGCAGGCCUAAUGUCCUCCAUUCAUAAUGCCCCCCACCCCCCCACCCCCCCACCCCCUCUUCUCCCCUCCUCAACUCCCUGCUCUGUGUGCCUGCUGUUUAAACAUUUAAGAGUGGGAUUUUGCACCAAUCCAUCAAGCUCUCCCCUCCCCCAACCUCCCUCAUCGCACACUGCCAACACCCAAUACCACAUACAAUCUCCCUCCACAUAUUAGUGUGUGCAUUAGAGCUGGGAAGAUAAACCGAAAAGGAUCGAAACCGACCAUAUCGAUCACUUAUCACAGGCAUUUUGCUGAUGUCGUUCAUUACGAUAAGUAGCCUAUACUAGAGAAAUGUGAAGUUUAUAAUUAAAUACGUUUGCUAAUAUGGGUGAUUGUUAAUGGGACAAUUGAUGGUAGUACAUCCAUCAAACUAGUCAGUGGUGUAAAGUACUUAAGUUGUUUUUUGGGGUAUCUGUACAUUACUUUACUAUUUUAUAUUUUUGACAACUUUUACUUCACUACAUUCCUAAAGAAAAUAAUGUACUUUUUACUCCAUACCUUUUCCCUGACACCCAGAUGUACUCGUUACAUUUUCAAUGCUUAGCAGGACAGGAAAAUGGUCCAAUUCACACACUUAUCAAGAGAACAUUCCUGGUCAUCUCUACUGCCUCUGAUCUGGCGGACUCACUAAACACAAAUGCUUCGUUUGUAAAUGAUGUCUGAGUGUUUGAGUGUGCCCCUGGCUAUCUGUAAAAAAUAUAUAUUAUAAUAAUUGAAAUUAUGUAUACUUUUGAUACUUAACUAUAUAUAAAAACAAAUACUUUUAGAGUUUUACUCAAGUAGGAUUUUACUGGGUGACUUUCACUUUUACUUGAGUCUAUUAAGGUAUCUUUACUUUUACUCAAGUAUGAAAAUUGAUUGCUUUUUCCACCACUGAAACUAGUAGUAGUAGUUUAAAGGCCCAGUGCAGUCAAAAACAUUGUAUUUAUAUAUACAUAUUAUGAGGUUGGAAUAAUACUUUGUGUUAGAAAAGACAGCCUGAAAUUUCAGCCUGUUUUGGUGGGAUAGAGUUUUGGCCUUCCUGCCAAUAACAGCUAGUUUUCAGUUUUCCCUCCCAGACAAUCCUAGCAAAAAAAUGCUCCUUGCUAAGAAGCUAUUUUUUGUUUAUUUUUGACAAUUUUAAUUGAAAACAAUCACAGUAAGGUACCUAAUUGUUACCCAGAAGUUAUUUGAUAUUGAGAUUUUAAAAAACAGCUGCAUUGGACCUUUUAAAUAUCUUUUUUUUUUUUUUACUGUGGUACACAUUCUCAUAAACCUAUCGUUCUAUUUAUCGUUUUUGCAUCAAUUCAGACAAUUUAUUGCUUGAUGGAUUUUUGUCCUGUGUGUGUGUGUGUGUGUGUGUGUGUGUGUGUGUGUGUGUGUGUGUGCAGGUGUAGGUGUGUGUAGGUGUGUGUGUGUGUGUGUGUGUGUGCAGGUAGGUAGGUGUGUGUGUGUGUGUGUGUGUGUGUAGGUGUGUGUGUACGUGUAGGCGUGUGUAUCUAAUGGACACUCAUGUUUGUUCUCUUGCAUCUGUCAGUCUGGGUGAUGUGUGUUCCAUGCUGCAGUAUGUUUGUGUUUGUUUGUUUCCUGGUACAUUGUAAUGGAAAACUCCCAUUGCAUGAAAUAUUUAAAUGACUAAGGUUGUUCUAUUCCCUGUGAUUUGGGUUUAGGCUCAAGCUGCUGUCUGUGUGGUUCACUUGACGUUCUAGCAGUUUACAAUAUCAGUAGGGAUGUUGUACCUUUCCCAACAAUCUAGCUCAGUGGUGCUCAAACACCUGAUUACACUAAUCAAGGUGAUUACUUUUGAUUACUUGCUGAUUACUUAAUUAGUUGAAUGAGGAAGGAGCCUGCACACCAUGCAGCUCUCCAGUGACCACUGAGCUGACUGUUCUAACUGCUGUAGUUUAAUAGCUGCUCUAAGAUUUUCACAGGAGGCUAUGUCUCUAAAGGAAUGUCAAAAGGGAAUCUAUGGUUGGUUGUGUUCUAGCGGUUUAAGGCGUUCGUUCCAACUGUUCUAGACAUUGAUUCUAACAGUUCUAGCUGUUGGUUAUAAGUGUUCUAAAUAUUGGUUCUAAGUGUUCUAGCAGUUGGUUUCUAAGUGUAUUGUUCUCUUGUCCCCAGACCCACACCAUCUUUUCUCUGCUUGGGUUGGACCAUGCCUAUGUCACCAGCAUCGGACGACUCAUCGGAGUGGUCUCCCUGAAAGAGGUGAGUGACACGGAUCACCUGGAGUUGACCACAUCAACAUGACACUGUCGCAUUAUCAUCAUCAUCAAUUACAGCAUCAUGACAGCCACCAUCGUCAUAACAAUGUCCAUCAUCUUCCUCACUGUCACAAUCAUCUGCAUAACGUAACGUUAUGACUAUAACUACUGUUCCCUGAAGGAUGGAAACGAGGUACAACAUACUAUGGGGGUAGUCGCACUCUUGCGACUUCGGUUGAAGGAACUAAAAUCAGGCCUGACAAGGCCAAUGAAAUCUGCGCCUCGCUGGAAGCCCCGCCUUCCACAGGUGAUAUGCGUGAGGCUCGGAUUCAUUCCUUCAAUUGAAUACCGCUCUUCACAAAGGCCAGGAACGUACGGUGUGGGGCCAAACAGGUGUUUUACCUCGUUUCCCUUCUUCAGGGAACAGUACUUAUAGUCAUAACCAAUGUUCCCUCACAUUUUCUGGGGACGGAAACUUGAACAUUGAGAAUUUUGUGCAUCUUCCGGCGCAGUUUUAGACAGUAGCCAAUAGGCUAUUGUGGCUAUUUGAGCAUAAUGUAGGCCUACCAACAAAACCAAUGGAGCAAAUCCCAUAUUAUUUUCACAUGGAAAUAGCUUCUAUGAUAUAGCCUACAGUAGCCUAUAUAUGGUGUUCAAUGCAGGCCUACAUUGCAUGAGACUUUUAAAAACGUUUUUACAUUAUUAUUUUUUACUUGGCCUGUAACACCAUGGGCCAAAUAGGAGACUGUAAAUUGCAUUGUAUGAUGCAAAAAACACUUUAAAAAAUAUAAUUAAUUUUUAUUACCAUACAGAUAAUUAUUAUUACCAUACCCUUACCCCACUGCCUAUUGGCUUAUUUGCAUAUUCAAGCCUGUCUCAAAAUACAACACUGCCCCUUUAAUUAAGACAUAAGCUUUUUACCUGACUGGUUUUUCAAAGACAGCUGAAAUGUAGCCUACACGUUUUGUGCUCUUGUAGGAAGCAGUAAUUCCCCAUUGCUGACCAAUAAAGCUGGACUAAUAACUGGCUAACUAGCAAAGAAUAUCAACAAAUGCGCACACGUGCGGCUCUGAUCUGGACUGAAAAGCGCAUUCACUCGCGGGUGAUUGAAAGACCGCUAGUGGCCUACCGUUGCCAAUAGAAUUCUACUCCGUUGCGCUCUGUCUCAUCCUACAACAAAAUAACAGACUCAAUCUUGCAAAGUUAGAUUUGUUUUGGUUUGUUGCAUUGAAAAGGGGCUUGAUAUAAUGUUGAUUCGAUCACAGAAAAAACUUGCGUUUCUGCCCGGCAUGGCAUUUUUUCUGUGCAGCAGUCCUGGAGGAAGUGCGCAGCCGCUCACGCGCGCACCUUAGAGGGAACAUUGGUCAUAACGUUACAUUACCUUUCAGUCAGUCAACUUCGGUACAACAUACUGUGGGGAAAUGGAAUCUUGCCCCAUCAGACCCCAACGAAUUUCAUUGGCCCUGUCAGCCAUGAUUUUAGUUCCUUCAACCGAAGUCAUGAGAGUACAACUCCCCCCAUGGUACGCCAAUAGUAUGUGGACACCUGCUCGUCGAACAUCUCAUUCCAAAAUCAUGGGGAUUAAUAUGGAGUUGGUCCUCCCUUUGCUGCUAUAACAGCCUCCACUCUUCUGGGAAGGCUUUCCACUAGAUGUUGGAACAUUGCUGUGGGGACUUGCUUCCAUUCAGCCAUGAGCAUUAGUGAGGUUAGGCACUGAUGUUGGGCGAUUAAGCCUGGCUCCCACUCGGCGUUCCAAUUCAUCCCAAAGUUGUUCGAUGGGGUAGAGGUCAGGGCUCUGUGCAGGCCAGUCAAGUUCUUCCACACCAAUCUCGACAAACCAUUUCUGUAUGGAUCUCGCUUUGUGCACAGGGGCAUUGUCAUGCUGAAACAGGAAAGGCCCUUCCCCAAACUGUUGCCACAAAGUUGGAAGCACAGAAUCGUCUAGAAUGUCAUUGUAUACUGUAGCGUUAAGUUUUCCCUUCACUGGAACUAAGGGGCCUAGUUCAAACCAUGAAAAACAGCCCCAGACCAUUAUUCCUCCUCCACCAAACUUUACAGUUGGCACUAUGCAUUCAGGCAGGUAGCAUUCUCCUGGCAUCCGCCAGAUUCGUCCGUCGGACUGCCAGGUGGUGAAGCAUGAUUCAUCAUUCCAGAGAACGCGUUUCCACUGUUCCAGAGUCCAAUUGCGGCGAGCUUUACACCACUCAAGCCGACGCUUGGCAUUGCGUGUGGUGAUCUUAGGCUUUUGUGCGGCUGCUCGGCCAUGGUAAUCCAUUUCAUGAAGCUCCCAACGAACAGUUCUUGUGCUGACGUUGCUUCCAAAGGCAGUUUGGAAUCCGGUAGUGAGUGUUGCAACUGAGGACAGAUUAUUUUUACACGCUUCAGCAUUCGGCGGUCCCAUUCUGUGAGUUUGUGUGGCCUACCACUUCACUGCUGAGCCGUUGUUGCUCCUAGACGUUUCCACUUCACAAUAACAGCACUUACAGUUUACCGGAGUAGCUCUAGCAGGGCAGUAAUUUGACGAACUGACUUGUUGGAAAGGUGUCAUCCUAUGACGGUGCCAUGUUGAAAGUCACUGGAGAUUGCAUGGCUGUGUGCUCGAUUUUAUACACCUGUCAGCAACGGAUGUGGCUGAAAUAGCCGAAUCUACUAAUUUGAAAGACUGUCCACAUACUUUUGGCCAUGUCGUGUAUGUUGAACCGAAGUUGACUGACUCAAAGGGAACUGUCACCACCAUCACACACACAGUCCACAUUAAUGAGCUCCUCUCUUUCUGGCCCUUCAAUUGGUGACAGACAGUGAGACAAAUUACUGGUUAAUGUUCCUUGCAGUCUCUCCUCUGUCUCUUUUUUUUCUCUCUCUCUCUCUCUCUCUCUCUCUCUCUCUCUCUCUCUCUCUCUCUCUCUCUCUCUCUCUCUCUCUCUCUCGCUCUUUUCACAAACAAAACAGGCAGAAACACUCUGUCUUUGUAAAAUGGGAGAUUUUUGCUAAGCACAGUGUUGUUCCACUGGCUGACAUUUAGGCCUUUUAUUUGGUAUUAGACAAGCAGACAAAAACAGCAGUGAGAUAAGCCUCACCUCCCCUCGUCUCCUCGCCUCUCCUCUCCUCGCCUCUUGUCUCUGUCACAUAGUACUACUGCAUUCAGCUCUCCUUAUGCCUCCUGAUAACUGGAUACACAGGGGAGGGUGUGUAUGUGUGUGUGCGACCUGAGUCUCUGCUUAGAAACAGCUGUUGGCCAGACGUCUGUCAUGGCUGGGGAAUGAGAGGGAUGGAGAGUAUGACAUGACGUCUGAUCGGGGCUGUUGUUUGGUCCAAUAAAUGUUGAGUUCCAUAACCAUAAAAUGUGUCCGUCUUUACUUUAUUAUAGGCUUGGGCAGUAACCAGAUUGUCAUACCUUCAUACCGACCUUGUGCCAUACCGGGAUAUUCGGUAAUACCCCACUGAGCCUUUGUAAUCUGAAGGUUAGCAAUGCUAACAAGUACAUGUCAAAUCCCAUAGAGAAUGCUAACGAGCGCAUUGCAAACGUUUUAUACAGUCUCUGACCUAAAGUAUUUGCAAGACAGACAACCCAGCUCAUAAAGUUAUACAAGUAACAAAAAAAUGCUAUUCACAUUUAGCUGCACACACAAAACAAAUAUUAAACAGCAAGGGUCUUGAUCCAGGAGGGGUUUCUCUGCUGUUACCAAGAGAAGCUUGAUUUUGGAAGAAGCUAACUACGUAGUUAGAUAGCUAACUAGCUACUAAAUUUGCAAACCAAAUGCACAACUGCAGAGCAUUUAGCACAUUUCAGACAGUUAACUUAAUAGCUAUAAGAUAUCUAGCUGGCAAACAUUUAGUUGUGAAUUCCAUACUGUAACUAGAUUACCUGGCGCGUGCUGCACAACAGUGAGUGACUCACAAGGCUCCGGUCUCUCGUCGUUUUGUGCUUGUAAACAAACACCACGUGACGUGACUGGGGACUACCGGUAAGCAUAAUGAAAAAUUCAUAAUGAAAAAUUGUGACCGGUGAAAUGAAGAACGCAAUCUUCUAUCUCUUAAAGUAUUGCAUAAGUUGACAGCAGGUAUUUACUUAAAAAGUAGCUACAAAUAUUCACAUUUAUUAAAAAACUUCAAAGAAAUAGUUUAAAUGAUAUUGACGGUAUUGAAAAACCAUCCCGUAGCCAUUUCCAAAUACCCCGGUAUAUGGUAUACGGCCCAAGCCUUCUUUAUUACCAUGGUAGCAUAGCCACACUCCCUAUAUUAUCACCUAGAAUCACCAUAGCAACCACCCUGUAAUAUUGCCAUGGUUAAACCUCACCAUUCUGCUUUGGUCUACACAUUGAUAACACUGUCACUGUACAGAUUGAACUGUCCUUUCUGAUACUAAGCCUUACUUAUUUUCAAUCCCAAAUUGACUGGUACUCAAUAACUGUGACCCGUAGUCCCUAACAGGCUAGGGGUUGGGUUUGGAUUGUUGACUGACUCUUCCUGUAUUAUCUCUGUAGCUGCGGAAGGCCAUCGAGGGUUCUGUGGCGGUGAAGGGGGUGAAGGUGCGCCCCCCUCUGUCCAGUUUCCGGGACAGCGGCACCAGCGGCACCAGCAGCAGCAAUAGCGAGAACGAAGCCACAGAGCUCCACAAGCUGUGGGACCGCCACAAGUCCAUGUCCCUCCCCCGGGAGCACCUGGCCUCUGACUCUGAUGAGAAGUCCCAGUGA
Messenger RNA from Coregonus sp. 'balchen', 35647 nucleotides. Lineage: Eukaryota; Metazoa; Chordata; Actinopteri; Salmoniformes; Salmonidae. The record is from the annotation of a GenBank genome assembly.